Paramecium octaurelia is the source of this 846-nucleotide messenger RNA. The record is from the annotation of a GenBank genome assembly. Lineage: Eukaryota; Ciliophora; Oligohymenophorea; Peniculida; Parameciidae.
AUAUAAUAUGAGAAAUCAAAGGAAAUCAUAAGUAACUUAAUAUCUUAAGUUUAUAGAGUCCUUUUAGAACUACUCAAUCAAUAAUGAGAGACAGUCCCAAUACUUAACUAGAUGAAUCAAGUAUUUCUACCAACAGAAUCCCCUAAAAUAGAGAAUCCACCAGAGCAAGGAUGAAAAUUAAUUAAUCUCAUAACAAUGCUCUAGCUUAAGGUGGAUAAAUUAGAAAAUAGAUUGCAAAUGAAAGAGCAUCAGCUAAGGGUGGGAAUCCUAACGAAUUUAAUCCAAAGAAAUUUGUGACUAAAGAUCUGAAAGUAAUUGCUGCUAUCUAUCACAGGAAUCUGAUAUUAUAGAUAUCAAGCAAGUUUUUGAUUAUUAUGAUUCUGAAUAAGCCGGCAUAUUAUCACCGAAUGAUUUAGAGUAAUUGCUCUCAAGUUGUGGAUAUCAUCCAACUAAAGAGACUCUAUAUGGUAUUAUGGUUGUAUCAUAACCUUUUUAGAGAUUUUUUCAGAAUUGGAUGAAGACGAAUUAGGAGGAAUUACCUUUGAAUAUUUUCUUGGUAUUUUGAAUCAGGAUAAAUCUAAGUCAGAAAGAAAGGAUACAAUUAGGAGGGUCUAUAGGAAAUAUGAUAAAAAUAAUAAAGGUUUUAUAACCCUUCAAGAUUUAAGACAGGUUGUCUAUAAGGAUUUGAAGGAGGAAAUUGAUGAAGAGGUCUUGGCAGAAGUAAUUCUAUCUAAUAAAAGAAGAUCUUUAAAAAAACUGACUCUAAUCAAGAUGGAAAGAUGACAUUUGAGGAUUUCUAUAACGUAAUGACCAAAAAGGUGUAUUAUUGAUAUUAUUAUACAGUGC